Messenger RNA from Anthostomella pinea, 612 nucleotides. NCBI's taxonomy places the organism in Eukaryota, Fungi, Ascomycota, Sordariomycetes, Xylariales, Xylariaceae. The record is from the annotation of a GenBank genome assembly.
AUGAUUAUCAACCUGAUCCCUACCAACGGAACCGUGCUUCUCACGCUCAUCUAUCUGGAGCCUGUCGAACGCCCUGAAGCUUACGCGCCCUUUUAUGCUCUGACGCCAGUGUUUGAACAGACGGGCUUUAUGACGCUCUUCACGCCAGACAGCAAGCUCUAUGGCGAGCUGGCAGCCUUAUAUUCCACAGACCCAGAGGUGGCCGCCAUCAGCGCUCUCCAGGCUGGCACGGUCAUCGCCGCGGUCCAACCCGUCAGCGCCAGCGCGGUCUGGGCUGGGCGUGAGAGCAACGACGGCACUGGCAAUGAGCUCGGGCUGCAGGCCGUCAACCAGACCUGUUGGACUGUCACGGUCAGCUGGUGGAACGCCGAGGAUGACGAGGCGGCGUACGCCGCGGCUGCCUCCUUGGCACGCAAGAUCCGCGCUGCUGCGGUCGCGGCGGGUGCGAGCCUGGAGUACAUCUUUAUGAACGACGCCAAUUUCGACCAGCCCGUAAUUGCGUGGUACGGGGAGGCGAACGUGCGUCGAUUGCGGGCUGUGCAGCAGCGGGCUUAUGACCCAGGCCUGGUAUUCCAGAAUCUGGUACGUGGGGGCCAGAAGAUACCGCAAUGA